Molecule: messenger RNA, 3025 nt
Organism: Silurus meridionalis
Lineage: Eukaryota; Metazoa; Chordata; Actinopteri; Siluriformes; Siluridae
Gene: morc3b
Product: MORC family CW-type zinc finger 3b
Exons: 17
Coding region: 195-2594 (799 amino acids)
Cellular component (GO): nucleus; PML body
Molecular function (GO): ATP hydrolysis activity; zinc ion binding
Source: RefSeq, a predicted model, not a curated record
UGCACCGAUGUACCAUUUCAGUUCUCUCAUUCCAAGUUUAAAAUCCCCUGGAGCAAGAUAUUUUGUAAAUGGAACAUGAAGUGCACACACACAGAUGACUCUGUGUUUAGCUCAUGAACGCGCUCUAAAUGUAGAGGGAUAUUUGGGGUUGUUACAACAAACAUCUAUGGUUAGUUUGUUAUUUUCAGAAGAAAAUGGCAACUCGGAAACACAGAGGGAUCCCCCUGAGCUCGCUCAAUCCUAAAUUUCUUCAUACAAACUCAACCAGCCAUACCUGGCCCUUUAGCGCUAUUGCUGAGCUGAUCGAUAAUGCUUAUGACCCAGAUGUUCGUGCAAAGCAGUUCUGGAUAGAUUGGACACGCAUCAAAAACCUGGACUGCCUCUUAUUCAUGGAUAAUGGAGCAGGAAUGACCAGAGCCAAACUACAUAAGAUGCUAAGCUUUGGUUACAGUGACAAGAAAGCCGUGAGAGACCACGUUCCAGUCGGUGUCUAUGGCAAUGGUUUCAAAUCAGGUUCCAUGCGUCUGGGGAAGGACGCUAUUGUCUUUACUAAGACCAAAGACUCAAUGAGUGUGGGCAUGUUGUCACAGUCUUACCUGCAGGCUAUAAAAGCUCAGCAGAUCAUGGUGCCAAUUCUCACUUUUAGGAGGGAUGGACAAAACCUACCAGAGGAUGCAGCAUGUCUAGAUGCAAUCCUGAGACACUCUUUGUUUAAUACCGAGAAGGAGCUGUUCACUGAGCUGCGUGCCAUCAGCACUGCUGGACCAACCGGCACACGCAUCAUCAUCUGGAAUCUGCGCAUGAUUACAAACGGGGAGACAGAAUUCCAUUUUGAUGCAGAUAAAUAUGAUAUUCAGCUCCGAGCCAAUUCUAGUGAGAAAACUCGAGCCACCACACCAGAGAGUGACCAUUCACUAAGAGCGUACUGUAGCAUUCUGUAUCUGAAGCCGCGUAUGCAAAUCAACAUUCGAGGACAACGAGUGAAAACCCAGCUCAUCUCCAAAAGUCUCGCUUAUAUUGCCAAAGACAACUACAGACCUUCAUUCCUAACCAAACGUAUUCCAAUCACAUUUGGGUUCAACACCAAAAGCAAGGAGCAUUAUGGUAUCAUGAUGUACCACAAAAACCGACUCAUCAAGGCUUAUGAAAGAGUGAGCUGUCAACGAAAGCUAGAGAGAAAAGGUGUUGGGGUCAUCGGUGUGAUUGAAUGUAAUUUCCUUCAGCCGACACACAACAAACAAGACUUUGAUGACACAGAUAAAUACAGGAAAACCAUGCACAACCUCAGCAUCAAACUAGAAGAAUACUGGAAUGAGAUCCGCUACAAGCGGAAGAAAGAGGACCCAAAAUGCACACUUCCAAUUGAAGAUACAAUGAAAGUGCCUGAUCAAAUCUGGGUGCAGUGCGACAGCUGUCUGAAGUGGAGAAGGCUUCCAGAUGGCUUUGAAUGUAGCCGGCUGCCUGAGAAAUGGUUCUGCAAUAUGAACCAUGACCCACAAUUCAGGAGCUGUCUGGUGGAGGAGGAACUGGAGGAUCAAGAAGAGGAGCAGAAGUCCUACCCCAAACCCUUCAAACGCCAGAAGAGGAACAGUAAGAGUCUACAGGAUGACCAGGGGCCAGAGGUAUUAGAUAUUCCAGUCCUCGAAGCUCCUGUUAAUGCCAGACCUCAGAAGAAUACUGCAACCUGGAAAUCAUCUCCUGCUGAUCUGUUCAGUAAAAGUGCGAGUGGUAUCAGUGUUGUGUCAUCCGUUUCCAAUGCUCAGAUUUCACCACUGCCUCUAAUCAAUCUCACUGCUCUCUCUGAUUCAUUGAGAAGGAUUAAAAGGAAAAUCUGUACUGCUGAAGAAACUCUUCCAGCAGUGCAUCCUUUGCCUCAUGCCUCUUUUUCUGCUAAUGCAUCGCCACAAGAUGGUGGCGCCUUCAUUCAUACACAUUCCAGUCUCGCACCAAACAAAGAAGAGAGCAACUGGUAUGGAAUGAAAAACGAAAAGAGUACAGAUAAACAAAUAGACCACAUCGAGAGCAGUAAGAUGGAGAUAAUCAACCAGAGUCAGGAGCCUGUUCAGGAGGAUGAGUGGUGCGCUAGAGAGGAUUCACCCACUAUAGAAACCCAGUACUCUUUAGCAGCAUCACACUGUACGGAGGAAGUGGGAGAGGAAUCGCAUGAUGAUGGCGAGGAGGUGUGGAGUUUACAGCAGCAGCAGGAUGAGUUAAUAGAAAUGAUGAAGCAGACAGCAGAGGAGAGGGACACAUACAGGGAGGAGUUGGAGCUGCUGCGGGAUCACAGCACCGCCCUGGAGGAUGAGAGGAGUCAGCUCCUCAGCAAGCUGGAAAGGAUGGAGGAAGAGAGAGCCAGUUUAUCCUCCCUGUGCGACCAACUAAAGAGCAAAGUGGAAAGGCUGAAAAUAGAGAAGGAUGAAGGGUCGAGAGCAGAUGCCCGAGUCAGACAAGAGAAGCAAAAGCUGAGAAAGUUGCGUCUCAGUUUGGGACACCUGCUCAUUUCCUUCGUUCCCGAUCUCGACUUGCAGCAAGUGGAUUACAACAGUGAUGUCAUUGAUGAACUAUUAGACCAGGUCUUAAAGGAAGUCACUUAAGGUCAUGUCAGGGUUGUAUUACUAAGGUUUAUAUCUUCACAGUCAGAUAUCCAUAAUAUACCCAAAAUCAUCUUAUGGUUUCACUGCUGGCUUAGACAAGGUGAGAUCAUAGCUAUAUAAAAUAUAUUUAUGUUUGGGGCCCAGAUUAGUCUUAGCAGACAUUUGCAGUGGUAAUAGGAUAUUAAAGUUAGUUCAAUUGUCUGAUGCAACAACAUACAGUACAUCUAAUUCACCUGGUAAAUAAUUAGUCACGCAUAAUAAUUAAAAGUAGGAUGACAUUAGUAUCAAAAUAUUUGUACAAUUUUAAUGAAGGAUACUUUUUGUUGAGUGAUAUAAUGAAUUUUGGAUUUGAAUGAAUUUUCUUGAGAAACCUCUUUUUACUGUUUUCAUCAUAGAACAAAACCAAUGAAUAAAGAAAUUCUAAUCAAACA